Ectocarpus siliculosus is the source of this 1482-nucleotide messenger RNA. Lineage: Eukaryota; Phaeophyceae; Ectocarpales; Ectocarpaceae. The record is from the annotation of a GenBank genome assembly.
AUGGAAAGCGGUCACAAUGCCCAAGUAGCUCAAGGAGUGCAAGCGCGUGAGCGACGAAGGUCGUCGAUCUCGCUGGCUAUCCCAGUCUGCGCUCACCAGAUGACUGCAUCAGUUGAGAUACGUAACGACGAGGUGGAGUUUGAGGCGCACGGCGUAAAGAUCAGCCACGAGGGCCUGUUCAUCGAAGGCACCAACGUCAGCGAGAUACACCAGGACGAUUUGCGCGUGCUCCGCGAGCUCGGUCGUGGGGCCUGUUCAGUGGUCAAACAGGCUCAGCACGUGGAGACGCGAGAGCUGUACGCCAUCAAGGUGUUCAGCGUGUUCGACAAGGACAAGCGCUCGCAGCUCCUGAAGGAGGUGGAGACGCUGUCCAGCAUGGAGUGCCCGAGCCUUAUCAACUUGGACGGCAGCAUUCACGUGGUGCUCGAGUACAUGGACCGCGGCAGCUUGUCGGACGUGAUCCAUGGCUGGCGCGGAAUGGACUACGGGGAGGACCUCAUGGCCGCCAUCACACUUCAGAUACUCUGGGGGCUGGGCUACCUUCACUACGAGCACCACGUUCACAGAGACGUCAAGCCCCAAAACGUGCUGCUGAACAGCCACGGGGAGGUGAAGCUGAGCGACUUCGGGAUUGCGCGUGAGCUGCAGGGAGAGAUGGACCUAGCGCAGACGAUGGUCGGGACGAUACGGUAUAUGUCGCCCGAAAGGCUUGCGGGUGAUGGGUACGGCGUGGCGGCUGACGUGUGGUCCCUGGGGGUGCUGCUGCUCGAGAUGGCGGCGCGAAGGCUGCCGUUUGAGAGCGCCGUUUCGCAGAUUGAACUCCACGACAGAUUGCAGCAAGACCUAGCGGUGGACGACCUGAUCAAGCUCGUCCCCGGACACUCGCCACAGUUCGAGCAGGUGCUGCGGGGGUGCCUCCAGCCCAUCCCCGAAGAACGCCUCACGCCGGCAGAGCUCCUCGAGCUCGACUGGUUCCUACGCUUCCGCGAGCCCCAGCCGCCGGUGGUCUCGGAAGAAAGCGGGGGCGGGGGGACUGGGGGAGAAAGAUCAUCCGCUGGAGGGACGGGAGGCGGCGGGAUUAGCGAGGGGGGUGGGGACGGCGGCGGGGAACUCCAACCGGUACGGGGAGAUGUCGCCGAAGCUGGCGAGGAAGAAGAGGCCGACGGGCACUCGGACCUAGACCUGGCGGCUCAUGUGGUGCGGGAGUUCAUGGUGAGGGCCGUGGAGAGCGGGGAGCUGGUAGGAGAGGUCAACGGAGGAGGAAGAGGAGGAGGAGGAGGAGGGCUUUCCCAGCAGAGGGAGGAGCAGCAUCGGCGGGGCUCUUCGGGUGGCGGCAUGAUCCAGACGAUGCGAAGUGACGGCGACCUGAGCGACUCGGACGGCCAGAGCCAGGGGGAGUUCGGGUCGGACCCCAAAGAAGACUUCGGCGGGUUCGCGGGUUUCCACCGGGAAGGGCAGGAUGCGCUGGAGCACACGGGGUAG